Zonotrichia albicollis (white-throated sparrow) is the source of this 866-nucleotide messenger RNA. The record is from RefSeq and is a predicted model, not a curated record. Lineage: Eukaryota; Metazoa; Chordata; Aves; Passeriformes; Passerellidae.
CCCCUGGAGCCCAAAAUCCCAAAUGGAGCCCAAAAUCCCAAAUGGAUCCCAAAAGGGACCUGGAGAUCGUCCAGGCCGGCCUUGGCCACCUGGAGCACGUGAAAUGUCUCCGGAGAGGCAGACUCCACCGCCUCCCUGGGCAGCUGCUGAGUGCUCUGCCACCCGCAGUGUAAAUAAGCUUUUCCUCACGUUGAGGGGGGACUUCAUGUGGUUUGGUUUGGUUUAGUUUAGUUUAUGGCCGUUGCACCACUGGAAGGAGUCUGGCACUCACGUUGGAGAUAUUUAGGUGGAUUGGUGAGAUCGCCUCUUGUUGGACAAUAUACCAAGUUUAAAAAUUUUAUUUCCUAACUUUAGCCACGUUUGUUUUCCUUUGCCCCGGGGGAAGGGAACGGCAGUUUCCCUCCAAAGCAUUGCUCCACCAGGAACAAUGAGAUCGGCAUCACAGGGGCCGAGAGAUACACGAGAGAUAAGGGCCAUCAAGGGCCAUUGGCGAAACAUCAGCGAACAUCUACCCCAGCCCUGCCCCUGGCACGGCCGGAGACACCCGGAAAAGGCUGGUAAGGAAAUGCAAAUUAGGAGUGAAGACCUAAUUAACAUCAGAGGCGAAGAAAUCCGUAUCCAAUAGGAAACCAAAUACUAAGAACUGCGCAACUCGAGACCAAUGAACAUUAAACCGAUGGAUUUCUAUGGGUUUGGGACUGUAUAAAAUUUGACAAAAACUGAGACGUUUGAAAAAAAAUCAUGGAGCGCGGUCCCCUGCGGAUGAAGGGCAGCGGGGGAGCCCUGGGGGCCGGCAAGUGGGAGAAGGAGGCGAAAGAGAAAGCCCCGAUGCCGGAGCGGAUCACGGGCAGCGAGGAGGAGGAGGA